UCCUCUCCCUCUAGUUUGUUCAUCGUUCCCAGACCAGUCCUCCAUGGCGCCCCCUACAGCUUUCUCCUCUCUAGUUGGUUUCGGCUGCCUGCUGUGCUCGCACGUCCGGUUCCAAAGGAGGGCGACGGCUGUUAGAACCCGUUGUUUGGUCAAGCGCCAACGUAGGAAUGUGUCAGCGGCGGCCAGCGUGUCGCUCUCCAAGGUCGUGGUGACUGGGUUUGGGUGCGAGCAGGUUGGGGAACACGACUCGUUGGUCAACACUGGCGGCUCGGUGCAUGCGCCCUGCUCUCAUGACGGGGACGCUGCCUCCAGCACGUACGAUGGAUUUGCUGCCAUUGAACAAGAUUCGGGUGAGGCGAGCAGCUCUUGAUUGAAUGCUCGCAUUUAGUAAUGGAGUGCGCGAACCGAGGAAAGCUCAAUAAACAUAUGCUAGCAAUAUGACUGUUUACAUACGUGUGUGUGGUGUUUUAGUUCGUUCGUGUGUUUAUUUGGCGCUCAAUGUAUUUAUCUUCUCGUUUGGAAUAAAGAAUAUGUCGAU
Triticum dicoccoides is the source of this 538-nucleotide messenger RNA. RefSeq lists its product as uncharacterized. Lineage: Eukaryota; Viridiplantae; Streptophyta; Magnoliopsida; Poales; Poaceae. The record is from RefSeq and is a predicted model, not a curated record. The coding region runs from base 44 to 370 and encodes 108 amino acids. The transcript is spliced from 2 exons.